This is a messenger RNA of Neomonachus schauinslandi (Hawaiian monk seal), 1915 nucleotides long. It is a transcript of the gene NGFR, whose product is annotated as nerve growth factor receptor. Gene Ontology annotation, biological process: Rho protein signal transduction. The transcript has 6 exons. NCBI's taxonomy places the organism in Eukaryota, Metazoa, Chordata, Mammalia, Carnivora, Phocidae. The coding region runs from base 1 to 1260 and encodes 419 amino acids. Gene Ontology annotation, molecular function: coreceptor activity; death receptor activity; nerve growth factor binding. Gene Ontology annotation, cellular component: plasma membrane; cell surface. The record is from RefSeq and is a predicted model, not a curated record.
AUGGACGGGCCGCGCCUGCUGCUGCUGCUGCUGCUCCUGGGGGUGUCCCUCGGAAGUGCCAAGGAGGCAUGUCCCACGGGCCUGUACACCCACAGCGGGGAGUGCUGCAAAGCCUGCAACCUGGGUGAGGGGGUGGCCCAGCCUUGCGGAGCCAACCAGACCGUGUGUGAGCCCUGCCUGGACAGCGUGACCUUCUCGGACGUGGUGAGCGCCACCGAGCCGUGCAAGCCGUGCACCGAGUGCGUGGGCCUGCAGAGCAUGUCGGCGCCGUGCGUGGAGGCGGACGAUGCCGUGUGCCGCUGCGCCUACGGCUACUACCAGGACGAGGCGACGGGCCGCUGCGAGGCGUGCCGCGUGUGCGAGGCGGGCUCGGGCCUCGUGUUCUCGUGCCAGGACAGGCAGAACACCGUGUGCGAGGAGUGUCCCGACGGCACGUACUCGGACGAGGCCAACCACGUGGACCCGUGCCUGCCCUGCACCGUGUGCGAGGACACCGAGCGCCAGCUGCGCGAGUGCACGCGCUGGGCCGACGCCGAGUGCGAAGAGAUCCCUGGCCGUUGGAUUACCCGGUCCACACCCUCGGAAGGCUCGGACAGCACUGCCCCCAGCACGGAGGAGCCCGAGGGGCCUCCAGAGCAAGAUGUCAUAGCCAGCACAGUGGCAGAUGUGGUGACCACAGUGAUGGGCAGCUCUCAGCCCGUAGUGACCCGAGGCACCACGGACAACCUCAUCCCUGUCUACUGCUCCAUCCUGGCCGCUGUGGUUGUGGGCCUAGUGGCCUACAUUGCCUUCAAGAGGUGGAACAGCUGCAAACAGAACAAGCAAGGAGCCAACAGCCGGCCCGCGAACCAGACGCCGCCGCCGGAGGGAGAAAAGCUCCACAGUGACAGUGGCAUCUCUGUGGACAGCCAGAGCCUGCACGACCAGCAGCCCCACACGCAGACGGCCGCAGGCCAGGCCCUCAAGGGGGAUGGAGGUCUCUACAGCAGUCUGCCACCGGCCAAGCGGGAGGAGGUGGAGAAGCUGCUCAAUGGCUCUGCGGGGGACACCUGGCGGCACCUGGCAGGCGAGCUGGGCUACCAGCCUGAGCACAUAGACUCCUUCACCCACGAGGCCUGCCCCGUCCGAGCCCUGCUUGCCAGCUGGGCCGCCCAGGACAGCGCGACACUCGACGCCCUUCUGGCUGCCCUGCGCCGCAUCCAGCGAGCUGACAUCGUCGAGAGCCUGUGUAGCGAGUCCACGGCCACGUCCCCGGUGUGAGCCGCCCCCCGGAGCCCCUGCCCUGCCCCCACAUUCUGACGGCUGAUGCUCCAGCCACCCCCACGGGCCAGCGUCAGAGCUGAGCUCCGGGCAGGGCCGCGGAGCCCGGGCCCCUCCACCGCAGCCCUGUCCCUGCUCCCGUGUGGCCCCAUCGCUUCUGAUCGCUCUCUCCAGCGCCAGAAGGGCCCCUGCUGCCUCUCCCACCCCGCCCCUAACAUCACAUCUCACAUCUUCGCCCUUCUCCCCGCACUCUGGGUGGGCCAGCCCCUCCCAUCUCAGCAGGUGUCAGGCCUGGGGGCUGACACCAAGGAUGGUGCUGGGGACGAUGACAAAGCCCCAGAGACUCGAAGGGAGAGACUGAGGAACCAGAGCCAUGGGCUCUACACUGUGAACUUGGGGAAUGAGGGACCAUCAUUGUGGCCUACGUCCUCCCUCAGCCCCCUCACCCUCCUCUCUGGCCCAAGAUGAAGACCACCAGAGGCUUGUCAGAGCUGAAAGGGGGUUUUGAAGUCUAGUCCACCCCAUUGUUUUUACAUAUAGGAGAGUCAAGCCCAGAGAGAGGGAGUGACUUGCCCAAAGCCACCCAGCAAUGGGGAGGACAAAUGUGGGCUGCCCCCACUCUCUGAAUUAGGGAGUGCAGGCCUCAGGUUUGCUU